Molecule: messenger RNA, 3320 nt
Organism: Gavialis gangeticus (Gharial)
Lineage: Eukaryota; Metazoa; Chordata; Crocodylia; Gavialidae
Gene: TMEM74
Product: transmembrane protein 74
Exons: 1
Coding region: 114-1076 (320 amino acids)
Source: RefSeq, a predicted model, not a curated record
GAGAGGGGUUAGAGCGAGGAGUGCAGUGAUCAGCAUCUCCCGUGCCAUGAUCUCGUUUGGUUGUUAUUGGCAGGGCACCCUGACACGCGGCUGGCUGGUGGGAGAAGCCUCCGAUGGCUUGCAUGGAGCUGCUGUACCUCGCCAAGGAGGCCAGGCGAUCCGAUCUGUGCAGCAACGUGGACUGGAGCGUGUGUGCCUCUCCCUCCGAGCCGCACGGCAGGGGCAACGGGAGUGCGAGAACGACCACGGCAGUGGCAGCUCUCUGCUGCGAGAGGCACUGCAAGUCCACACAGAGGGCAGCCCUAGCAGGUCCCACCCAGGCACCUGUGCGCACCACUCCUACCUCCUUCGCCUCUGGGCCGUGUCCCGAAGCAUUGGGCAGCACCCAGCCCUGCUGCCAGCCACCUCCCCUGGAUGGAGACGAGGAGGCAGACAAGAAGAAAGCCUGCUGCUGCGCUCAGGAACUAGAGACCUCAUUUACUUACGUGGAUGAAAAUGUCAACCUGGAGCAUCCAAAAAGCACCCCUUCUGUUGUGAGCAGCUGCUGCCAGGGCCAGGACCCCCCUGCCCAGGACAGUUCUUGCAGAGAGAUCCCACUGGAGUGGGUUCGUGAUUCUCCCUCUCUGAUCUCUGAGGAAGAGGAUGAUGCUGCCUCGGAAGCUGCCUCAGGGAAAUCUAUAGAUUAUGGGUUCGUUAGUGCCAUCUUGUUCCUGGUUAGUGGAAUUUUGCUAGUGAUUAUUUCCUAUUUGGUACCCAGAGAUGUGACUGUGGAUCCUAACACUGUAGCUGCCAGGGAGAUGGAGAGACUGGAGAACGAGAGCGCUAGAAUCGGAGCUCACUUGGAUAGGUGUGUGAUCGCAGGUCUGUGUCUCCUAACUCUGGGGGGCGUGGUGCUGUCCAGUUUAUUAAUGAUGUCUAUGUGGAAAGGGGAGCUGUACAGGAGGAGUAGAUUCGCAUCCUCCAAGGAGUCUGCAAGGCUGUAUGGGUCUUUCAAUUUCAGAAUGAAAUCGGGCCCCAAUGAUAACACGCUGGAGUUAUCAUUAGUGGAAGAGGAUGCACUGGCUGUAGAUAAUUAGUGUGGUCGUGAUUUCUCAGGCAGCACUUGUACAGAAAAGGAAGUUUUAUUCGGAAAGCAAGGACAGCUCAAGAUAGCUAGUAAUGCAGUUUUUGCCUGACAGGAAAGGUUUUCCUUUAAAGUUUAUAAUUGAUUUUUUCCAUUGUAUGGAUACUUGUUCUUAGGAAAAACAUGCAAGGGAUGAUAUAAUCAAUAUAAGAUACACUUUCUGGUGAAAGCAGUGAAUACAGAUUUGUGAUUGCCAGGUUCUUUAAAUGCUCUUUUAUCCUGCUAUAAAAUAUACGCCUCAGUGUCUUUCCUGGGAUCACCCCAACACAGAGCACUAACAUCCUGCCUCCCUAGAAGCUGUUAUUGUAUCAGCCUACAUAAGGCUUAUUAACAGUCUACUUGGUAGAUGUGCUAAGGGAUAUGACCAAUAAUCAAGUUGCAAGACUGACAUUUAAUUAAGGAUGACAGUCUUUUUUUUAUAUACUUUCAUUUUUAAGCUGCCCUCUUUUCUUGCUGUGACUGGCAUGAGUGCAUCAUGCAUUCAUUUACCACAAAUAUCUCUUCUGCCCAACUAAUAGCAUAAUUAGUGAUGAUUAUUAAAAUAUAGAAUAGAAGGUAAUGGGCACUGAAUUAAAUGGCUCAGGGCUUUGAUAAAGGGCCUUUCUUCUUUAGGUCAUUGGUUCAACUGCAACUACAAUCCAUAGUGUUGGGAAAAAUGUUAACUUCCAUGACUGCUAACUCCUGUGAAGUUAGUUUAGUGGAUAGAUGCUGGACACCUGUCCUGAUAGGACAACUACACUGCCAUAACUUGACAUCUAUUGAGCUCUUUUUGGGAGUCUCAAAAGUGCUGAAGACUUAAGUAGGAUGGAGAUGGGGAUAGAACAGUUUUCUCACAAAGUACCUCCUUGGAAGAGGUUUGUGGCAGGAAGCAGGACUCUGCUUGUUGUGAGGUUGUCCAUAUCAUCUGUCCUCUUCAGCUGUAGCUUUUAAUCCACUAUGGCUACAAACCCUUCCAGUUUCCCAAGAAGUUAAAAAAGCAAGGUGUUGUAUUUUGCAUGGGUCAGAAAAUAGCUUUCUGUGCUACUUCAGUUAGCAGCCUAUUUCUUUAUCAGCUGCUUUAAAAAGUCAGUGUCACAGGGAGAAAUGUUAGGUAUCCAGCCACUGAAUGACAGAUAAUGAGUUCAUACAUUGUAGCAAGUCAAAGAUAGGUGAUAUUAUUAGUGACAUGGGUAGCGCAGUGGCCAAAAAAUUAAACUCUAAAGGAAACUAUUGUCAGCCAUCUUCUGGGGAAGGCUAUAGUAGUUGUGUUUUAUAUCUUUUGUUUGGGGGAAAUAACAAAGAAACAAACAGCAUACAUGGUAGAGGUGACUAGACUGAUGCUUGCAAGCCACAUGAGGCUCCUGGAAAGUUUCAUUGUGGCUUCUGAAGAAACUUAAUCUAACAGCAAACCAUUAUUUGUGCUGGGGUGCUGUAUGGGUGCUGUGUGGUGUGAGAUCCGGGAGUGUGUCCAAGAGUCCUUGGCUGCAUCGAGGUUUUGGUUUACUGCAGAGCGUUAGGAGGUUUGGUCACCCUUGUUAUAUAACAAUAUAAUUUUUCAUUUACUCCAGUUGGGCACAUUCUGAUCCACUGACAAGACCCACUGGUCCAUUGGUUUAAAAAUGGUGAAUUAUUAUUAAAAUAAACCCCCUCAAAUAAGUGCCAUUCUGACUUCUUAAAUCUAUUUGCAUUUUGAAUGCAUCUCAGAGGAAUCAGCCUCUCAUCUGAGGCUGAAACCUGAAGUUGUUUUGACUUUGCUACCUCAGAGCUAGGGUGUACAGGCUGUCAGUAUUUCCACUUCAGUCUUGCAUGAAUAGUCCAGAUCAUGACUACUGCUAUUCUCUAACACGGAGUAGCCCACAGCUACAGCUAAGCUGUCUUAGCAGAGGGUGUCGAAAGUAAGCAUCUACUUUAAAGCCCAGGAGGUGAACACUCAACAGUGUGGGACUCAAAACAACUGAAUAAGAAGAUAUUCUUUAUACUUGAACUGUGCUCUGAUUAGGUAUGUUUGGGAAGCAGCUUGCCACCUUAGCUCUUUCUUUUAAUUCUGUAAUAUUGCAGUGUGUUUUUCAGUUAGUAUAAAUAGAUUGCAGACCCCUUCCUUCUCAUCUCUUUAUGGGUGAAGUUGCAUGUUACACCUAGACCAAACUAAGGGCACUUAAAAUGCAAGCAUCCACACAUUAAAGCUCAUUAACUUGUGCUAAGGGCCCUCUGAACACUU